Aureobasidium namibiae CBS 147.97 is the source of this 834-nucleotide messenger RNA. RefSeq lists its product as uncharacterized. NCBI's taxonomy places the organism in Eukaryota, Fungi, Ascomycota, Dothideomycetes, Dothideales, Saccotheciaceae. The transcript is spliced from 3 exons. Gene Ontology annotation, molecular function: protein binding. Bases 1 to 834 code for a protein of 277 amino acids. The record is from RefSeq and is a predicted model, not a curated record.
AUGCUGAAGAGAUCUUUUGGUUUCAAGGAUCGUGCCGGCAAGGCUACGAAGCACGUCAAGAGAUCCUUCCGUGAUGAUGCGAAGCUGAAGUUGAUGGAACAGCUUGCUCAACCGUCCAGUCCGCCUAGUGCUGUGCUCAACAGUGCCAUAGUCACUAUAGUGGUAGGCAAGGACCAACGCUUGUUCGCUGCCCACGAGAAUGUCCUCGAAGCCUCGCCCUUUUUCCAAUCGGCAGCCAAGGACGCCCUCUACACUUCGUCUUCCUCAUCUCGCCGCAUCUUCCUCCCCGACGAGGAAGCAGAGAUCUUCUCCGCUGUCCUCGAGUUCAUGUACAAGGGUGAUUACUUCCCGCGUCUACUCCACGACCGCAGAAGAAACACCUGGGUUCUUGAAUCUGUGGACGAGUGUUCUUCCCUCUCCCCCAAAUACCAGGGCAGGGGUGAUGCGACUACCGUGACCACAUUCAGUUCGAAAGUCAAUGGCCUGAUCUUGCGAGACACAGCUAUUUAUUGCCUGGCCGAGAAAUUCGGCCUCGAAGAGCUCAAGAAGCUUUCUUUGCGUAAACAAGGAUUGCAGUCGGGUAUCGAGGUUGCUACUAUCCUCCGCAGUGCAAGAUUUGCCUAUGACAACACUCCAGAAACUGAUUCUCGUCUCCGUGCACAUUACCUCGCUUUGAUCAUCCGCAGUCGCAAUACCUUUAGGCGCAGUGGCACUAUGCAAGUCGAGAUGGAGAGUGGUGGACGCAUGUUCUUUGAUCUAUUCGUUGCCAUGGCGAACCACAUUGACGACUUGACAGAGCUGAAGAGCACUCGUUCUCCUCCUCGUGUCGUCUGA